AUGUUACUCAAACUUUUAAUGCUGGCAAUGACUAUUUCCUCAAUUAUACAAUUAUUAUCCAUUUUAACUGUACCAGUUACACACACUUUGAAAUUAGCUCAAAAUGAUAAUUAUUCCUUCGGAGUGUUUGGAUAUUGUAAUAAAACAACUAAUUUUUGUACUAACAUUAAAAUUGGAUAUCAAACAAUAACAUCUGAUUCCAAUGAUUACGCUUUCACGUUACCCUCAUUGGCCAAACAUUCAAUAACUACCAUAUUAGUAGUGCAUCCGAUUGGAUUUGUUUUCAAUUCGAUAUUGGUAAUCUGUCUUGGGAUUUUGCUUUAUAACGAACGUUUUUUAUAUUCUAAAAACUAUAUCAUGGGCCUGUUAUUGUUAUCUUGGAUUUGUUUUAUCUUAUGUUUAUUGGGAUUUUUGGUUAAUCUAAUGUUAUUUAUACCUAAUUUAUGUUUAUUGGGUUGGUUAAAUUUGGUUUCCACAAUACUUAUAGUUUUCACUUCGUCUUUUUUAUGUGUUUUAAGACGAACAGCUUUUUUAAAAGAAUAUCAAUCUUUAUACAGUGAUAAUAACAUUUAUAUUGAAAACGACGAUAUAGUUGAGUCUGAUAAUAAUCACCCAAAUGAAUUUAUGUUGUAUCAUAUCGAUGAACAUACCAGGCAUAUAGAUUAA
Molecule: messenger RNA, 666 nt
Organism: Saccharomycodes ludwigii
Lineage: Eukaryota; Fungi; Ascomycota; Saccharomycetes; Saccharomycodales; Saccharomycodaceae
Gene: RIM9
Product: Rim9p
Exons: 1
Coding region: 1-666 (221 amino acids)
Cellular component (GO): cell division site; growing cell tip; plasma membrane
Source: RefSeq, a predicted model, not a curated record